Molecule: messenger RNA, 1041 nt
Organism: Zasmidium cellare ATCC 36951
Lineage: Eukaryota; Fungi; Ascomycota; Dothideomycetes; Mycosphaerellales; Mycosphaerellaceae
Exons: 2
Coding region: 1-1041 (346 amino acids)
Cellular component (GO): mitochondrial inner membrane
Source: RefSeq, a predicted model, not a curated record
AUGGCCUUCUUGAUGCGGCGGCCUUUCGCCGUCACCAACGCGCUCGUCAAAGAGCUGCCCAAGUCCACCUCUCGAAGCGUCUUCCGAUCAUUCCAAACCCAAGCCCAGCAACCCGUCAAGCAGUCCGUCUUCAAACAGUCGACGCCCCUACGAUCGACCUUCGCAUCGAACCAGCAGAAUGUCUUCCGUCAAGCCUUCCGAUCAUCACAGCGAUCAUACCAGACCUCCGCGCCGCAGAACCCGCUCGCGCAGGGCAACAUCACACAACGCUUGAUCUACGGCGGUGCCAUCUUCGGCGGCACCCUCCUCGCCAUCAACCUCCUCUUCAACCGCGAAACCCGCGAAGAUGGCGGCAUGCCUCCAUACGAACGAUCCUACCUGAACGAUACUUUCCUGCACACCGGCCUGGGAAUCGGCAUCAUCGGCAUCGCCGCCCGCGCUCUGCAUGUGAACGGCUGGUCUUAUCGCCUCAUGUCCGCAAACCCAUGGCUCGUGCUAGGUAUCGGUCUUGUUGGAUCUCUCGGAACGAUGAUGGGAUGCCACGCGACGCCGCCAGAGAACUACGUCUUGAAGUACGGCUUGUGGGCGGGAUUCAACGUUACCCAAGCGGCUCUGCUGUCUCCGCUCCUGUUCUUCUCGCCAGCCAUCCUCGCCCGCGCGGGUCUUUACACUGUUGGUAUGAUGGGUAGCAUUGCUUUCGUUGGCGCUACGGCCAAGCAAGAGAAGUACCUUUACAUCGGUGGACCGCUCCUUGCGGGUGUUGCUAUUGUUGCUUUGUCAGGACUUGCACCGCUUGUCUUGCCUGCGACAGCGACCAGGGCACUGAUGUGGACUGAGAAUAUCUGGCUUUACGGAGGAUUGGCUGUCUUCGGCGGCUUUACCCUCUACGAUACGCAAAAGAUCCUCGCCCACGCCCGCAUGGCCGAACGCGGCAUGUUCAGACGCGACGCCGUCAACGAAUCCAUCUCCCUCGAGCUUGAUUUCAUCAACAUCUUCGUUCGCAUGGUCCAGAUCUUGGCCAUGCAGCAGAGGAGAAAGUAA